Messenger RNA from Lactuca sativa (garden lettuce), 2138 nucleotides. Its product is annotated as putative serine/threonine-protein kinase PBL22. The record is from RefSeq and is a predicted model, not a curated record. Gene Ontology annotation, molecular function: ATP binding; transmembrane receptor protein tyrosine kinase activity. Lineage: Eukaryota; Viridiplantae; Streptophyta; Magnoliopsida; Asterales; Asteraceae. Gene Ontology annotation, cellular component: plasmodesma; plasma membrane. Gene Ontology annotation, biological process: protein autophosphorylation.
CGGUCUGUGCUCUGACCGGACCCAGUCAGAAUGAAAUCAAACACCCCUUAUGACCGAAACAAAUGCAACGUUCUUCUCCUUAAUCUUAAAUUCAGAUAUCAUUUUUGAGAUGGGCAUCAAUUCUUCAAACUGUAUAGCUCGUUGCCUUAUAAACUCUCGAAUUUUAUCUGCGGGAUCUUAGAUUUGAUUUCCGUUUCCUUCAAUAUCUACCAAAGUCAGAAAAAAAAAUGUCGUCCAUUAAAGAGUUUGCACACCUUAGAGUUUCCCUAGAAGCUAUAAAAUUGGCAACGAAUAACUUUGAUAGCAGCAACUACAUCAGUGAAGGUGGAUUUGGUAAAGUUUACAAAGGAGAACUCGUUCACUUUGGUGAGAAGGUUAUGGUUGCAGCCAAACGCUUAAAUAAAAAACAUGGACAAGGGACCCCUGAGUUUUGGAAAGAGAUCAUGAUGCUUUCCCGUUACAGACAUGAAAAUCUGGUCAAUCUCUUGGGAUUUUGUGAUGAGGGUGGUGAGAAUAUCCUUGUGUAUGAGUAUCUACCGAAUCAAAGUCUCGACAAAUACCUUAGUAGCUCUAAUCUGUCAUGGAUCCAACGCCUAAACAUAUGCAUUGGGGCAGCUUGUGGGCUAGAGUAUCUUCAGAAUCCGGAUGAGACUACACAAAGAGUGCUACACCGUGAUAUUAAAAGCUCCAACAUACUCUUAGAUAAAAGUUGGAAUGCCAAAAUUUCAGAUUUUGGUCUUUCCAAACUCGGACCUGCUAACCAAGAAUUCACAUUUGUUAUCACCCAUGCAGUAGGGACUCCUGGGUAUUGUGAUCCACUUUACGGGGAUACUGGAUUCUUGACAAAAGAAUCUGAUGUCUAUUCCUUUGGGGUGGUUUUAUUCGAAGUCUUGUGUGGAAGGCUUUCCGUAGCGAAUUACAAUGACAAUCGCCGGUUUUUGCCGAAACUGGCACAAAGCUGCUAUGAAGAAAAGAAGCUGCAGACAAUUGUACUUGAUUGUCUACAAGAGCAAAUAUUCCCAGAUUGUUUGGAAAUAUUCUCCAGAAUUGCAUAUCAAUGUCUUCGAAGAGAUCGUAAUGAACGUCCACUGGUAGCUGAGAUAGUAAAACAACUUAAAGAUGCCCUUAAAUGUCAAGUGGAAUAUAUGGUCGAGAAGGAAAAGAAGUUUAUAUUCAAAGCAUCAUUUUAUGCUGAGGUAAAUUUGCAUAUGCAUGAUAAGCUAGAACAGAUAUCUACUAAUGUUAAAGAAGACCCGAUCAUUCGCCCUGGUGAUAUGUGGGAUGAGGAGUUGAAAACAUACGAUGGUACAGAUCCUAAGAAGCCUGUUCUUAUGGCGAUCAAAGGUCAGAUAUAUGAUGUAUCAUCAUCCAGGAUGUUUUAUGGAGCAGGUGGUACUUAUGGGGAGUGGAGUGGGAAAGAUGCCAGUAGAGCCAUUGCAAAACUCAGCUUUGAAGAGGAAGAUUUGAACAGCGAUCUCACUGGUUUAGGGAAGGCUGAGCUGGAGGCCUUAGAUGAUUGGGAAAUCAUGUUCAGGAGUAAGUAUGUUAAGGUUGGAUCCAUCAAAGAUCUAAACAAAAAUCUCCCUGCUUGGAUCUAUCAAAUAUUCAAAGAGAAAUCUGACUACUAUAAAAACUCACAUAGAACACGCCAUAUAGAACCCCGUUUUUGGGAAAAUCAGGUUUUAUUAUAUUGAAACCAGGUUUCAUCCAAAGGUGAGUUAUAUGAUCCGGCUUAAAGUAAGGAACUGGGCUAUUGACUGAACUUAGCAAUGCAACCAGGUCUUUUUUCCGGGUUUUUGCGAAUAAAACCGUGUUUGGAUCCGUUUUAAAUCCAAAGAAAAAUAUGCCUGGUUGGAAAUCUCACUGGUCUUGGAAAGCACGAGCUUCAGGCCUUACAAAAUUGGGAAGACACGAUUAAGUAUGUUAUUAUUGGGGAUGGAUUCAUUUUAAGGCUAUUGGUGGCAGGUAGAACACCGACCCACUUAGCCCGUGGCCCUUGAAAAAUCGACCACCACCGGUCUUGGCAACCAGUUUUUUUCUCUUCUCUCCUAGCCGGCUUCUUCUACAUUCCUGUUGUAGCUUUUGCGUUAGGUGUCAAUUGUUCUUGAUAACUUAGAAAAUUAUUUUAUCUCUUGGUG